Molecule: messenger RNA, 2251 nt
Organism: Asterias rubens (European starfish)
Lineage: Eukaryota; Metazoa; Echinodermata; Asteroidea; Forcipulatida; Asteriidae
Product: syntaxin-16-like
Exons: 9
Coding region: 123-1061 (312 amino acids)
Biological process (GO): vesicle-mediated transport; intracellular protein transport; vesicle fusion
Cellular component (GO): membrane; SNARE complex; endomembrane system
Molecular function (GO): SNARE binding; SNAP receptor activity
Source: RefSeq, a predicted model, not a curated record
UCUUCGACAGCGAGCUGAAAAUCUGCCACCUUUCGCCAGAAUGUCUCCUAAGAUUUAACCCCUUUCAUUCCAUAAUAAAAGAAAAAUAUCUACACAAGGACAAGGAGAGUGUCUGCCGAACAAUGGCGACCCGAAGUUUAACGGAAAUCUUCAUUUUGAUGCGGAACAACGCCAGUCAAAGUCGGCACAUCUUUUCCGAGAAUGUUCCAGACGACAGAAUGGCAUUGGUUUCCGGUCUGUCUAAUGAUCCAGAUGCUGUCAUUGGUGCUACCAAGAUAUCAAUCCCUCCUGAAUGGGUUGAUGCAGUUGAAGAAAUUUCAUAUGAUACGACAAGAAUACAGCAGAAAGUUAAAGAGUUGGGCUUACUUCAUGACAAGCAUCUGACGAGACCAACGUUAGAUGACAGUAUGGAGGAGGAGCAUGCCAUUGAGAUUGCAACACAAGAAAUUACACAGAUGUUCCACAGAUGUCAAAGGGCCAUUCAGGCGAUUGGAGGGAAGAGCAGGUACGCCUCAGGACAGGAGCAGAAGGUCACUAAGAACAUCAUGUCUUCGUUAGCGGGGAGGUUACAAGAGCUCUCCAUCAACUUCAGAAAAUCCCAGUCAAACUAUCUAAAACGAAUGAAGAGUCGAGAAGAAAGAUCAAAGCAUUUCUUUGAUACGAAUCUUUCUCCGGGCAGUGCAAUCAUGACAGAAGAGGACAUCAUAGAAGAUGACUUGCUUUACGACAGGGGUUUUACAGAUACACAGAUGCAGAUGGUGGAAGACAACAACACAGUGGUUGAACAACGAGAGAAAGAAAUCACACACAUCGUUCAAUCCAUCGUUGACCUGAACGAGAUUUUCCGAGAUUUAGCAUCUAUGGUGGUAGAGCAGGGUACAGUUCUUGACAGAAUAGAUUACAACGUUGACAAAACAGCAACGAAGGUCGAGCAAGGUCUAAAACAACUCCAAAAGGCGGAGAAGUACCAGAAGAAGAAUCGCAAGAUGUUCAUCAUCAUGAUCUUGUCGGUGAUUCUAAUCGUUCUCAUCAUCAUCCUCAUUGCCACCAAGUUCAGAUGAUAUUUGCUUUCCCACCUACCAUCGUCAAAAAACCAUGGAGGACAAGAAAUACGUCUUGCCAUUAUAAACUCUGUGUAGAAAAGCACAACUUCCAACCUUGAUAUGAUGAUGAUGUUUAAAAGUGAUGAACAAUGCUGCAAAGGUGCCCCAAAUAUCUGGACAUGUUUACUGUCAAUGACUAUCAAUGGCUGUCAAUAACUUUCAGUGCUGACAUCAAAAUAUUGACAUCAAAACAUUGAAUGCUAGCAAUCUUCUAAAUUUAUUUGAGAUGUGCUAAUGUCAUCCCUGCUUGUAUCGUCGUCCAGAGUAUUCCCUCAUUUUUCUGACCUUGGUGAACGUACCACCGUUUCUUGCAGUACACUGCCACAAAGUAUCACAAAGUAUCAUACUAUCCUGGAGGCAAGCAUUGGGUGCAUGCGAAUCUUGUAUACUGUGGACUUGGUCUCCACCGUCUCCUGUGGUAUUUUGUGGCAUGAGGUAGUUGGGUAGGAGAGUAGGCAGAAAGUACUAAUAAAAUGACUUCAGUGGUAAAUCUCUAGUACUUUGCCGCCCUUCUUGGUGUCAUGAUGCUUCUGGUCGCUUUGUAUCUGACCAUGAUAGUGUCACCAUGAUAACCUGUAUGCCAUGAUUCCAAUGGUUUGAUCAUGUACAAUAAAGUAGGAGGGAACCAGGCAGUGUAGCAGAAAGCACUGGAUACACCAGAUGAGCUCCAAACAACAACAAUAGAGGGCGCUGUGCUUUUAUGUUUAAACACGUCAGUCAGCAUUGCAAAAAAAAAAACAUACGGACACAGCUCUGUGUUGCAGUUACUCUCUGGACAUUCCAGUGUUCUGAACACUUAGGGAAAAAUCUCAUUUUUAAAACUGAAAAAACACUGUUUGGACAUGUGUAGGUCCACAUAGUGUUUGAAGGCCCUUUGUAUUGUGGACCUCUUUCGUGCUCAAGUCAACACUUCGAAUGUAGCGUUUAAAACACACGGUCUUGUGAUAUUGCUAGUCGUCAGUCAUCCAGAUGCUUGCAACGCAACUCCUUAAAUGACGUGCAUUGAUGAGGGACGAAUCCACUCUUCUGUUGGAGAAUCAGUUGCGACGGAGACAGGUAUGUUCACCUCCAGCUCAUCAUUAUGCAUGGCUCACCUCUCAUGCUCUGUCACCACUCAUCUAAGAACCGGUAAUGCGGGAAACACUAAA